UGCCAUUUGAUCAUGUCGGGGUGCAGAACUAGAGCGAUCAUAUAGGAGGCAAUGGGGUAGAGAGAAACAGAGGCAGCAUGAGAAUUACAUACAAGCGCUUCUGUUACUUUGCGAUAUUCCUGUAUUGUCUUUUCUCUUGCUAUGCCUUAUACAGUGUUUUCUUUCGGCCCUCGAAGGCGACCCAUGUUCACAAGGCGAAGGCGAUUAAAUCCUCGCAGCUGCAAAUAUCGCAUAGUGCAGGAGGCAAUAGAGUAUCGGCUAACGUAAAUGAAAAAGAAUGGAACCCUUGGGAGGAGGAUGAAAAGAGUGCACAGGAUUUACGUGUGAAGAUCGCAGAUGAAUACAGAAAAAGUUUACAAAAAAAUCUGGCAUCUUCACCUCCAUCAACUGAGCUGAAAGUACAAAUUUGGGGCAAGGCAGCCAUUGGACUUUACCUUUGGGAGCAUAUUUUGGGAGGACCUCUUGAGCCUGUUGAUGUUACAGCUCCAUGGAGGGAAGGGAAGAUAAAGGAAGGAAGUAUUGAUUUAAGUUUUAUUACUGGCCCUGCGGUUGUUCCUGGUUACUUCUCUGUUGAAACAGAGAAUGUGGUUCUUGUUCUUAAUGGACGAGAAGAAGCAAAGAUUUCCUUUGCUACCCAAUGGCUUCAAUACACGAAGACCCUGAUAGAAGGCCACAAGCUUAAGCACUUAGCUGUUGUGCUGCUGGGAAAUGAACAGUGCAAUAAUGACUGGAUCCGUCCCUACCUAAAGAAGAGCGGAGGGAUUGUGGAUCUCCUAUUUGUUGUAUAUGACAGUACUUGGGUCAAUGAGGACGAUGUGUACCAGUGGCCUCUGGGAGUUGCUACAUACAGAGAUUUUCCAGUUGUCGAACCAAAUUGGUUAUUGGUUCAAGAUUCGCGGCCAUACUCGUGCAACUUUUUAGGAACGGUGUAUCAAAAUUCAUCCAGAGAGAUACUUAUGGAUGUUGUUAAAAAAGAUAAACUUGGUCAAAUUUGCUGGAUCUUACCCAGAGAACAGUGGCAGCCGCUAGAAACAAAUGAGAGUUUUAAGUUUUAUCAUGAUGCAUUACUUCAAAGUGACUUGACUUUAAGCCCAGUUGGCAUCAAUACAGAAUGCUACCGAAUUUAUGAGGCCUGUUCUUAUGGAUCUGUUCCUGUUGUGGAGGAUGUAAUGACACCAGGAAAUUGUGGGAACUCCUCUAUGAGCACAAAUGCCCCUUUGAAUCUACUAAAAUCUAUGGGAGCGCCAUUUAUUUUUAUUAAAUCAUGGACAGAACUUCCUGCUAUUUUAGAGCAAGAGAAAAGUAUGACCUACCAGGAAAAGGUUCAACGUAGAGCAACAGUUAUAAAAUGGUAUCAGAUGUUCAGAAUACAGCUAAAGGAAAAAUUUCUGCGCAUACUUAAAGAAAGAUUUUUGCACAGAGAUCAAAAUAUCCAGUAAUAUGUAUUAACAGACUUGGACCAGACUCUUAAAUGUAGGAUUUGAAAGAGGCUGUAACUGGACAGGGUGUGUAUUAAAGCAUGACUCAGAAUCUGAUUGUAACUGAAACACCACUUCAACAAAAAUGACCAUCUCUGGAAGACCAGCUGGGAUAUCCAGGCUUUGUAAGAAGUCUCCAUGUAAUGCCCCAUCACUUUCUCUCUUAUGUCAGUACAGACAGGUGGUAUGUGUGUGUGUGCAUCCCUCACUAAUUUAUUUUCGAAUGAUAAUUGCCUCAGCCAUAAGUGCACUCACAGGUGUAAGCUAUUACCAUAGGAAUGGAUUAAUACUAGAAGUGAAUUUUUAGGUUGCCCAUUUAACAAUGUCACCCAGACAAUCCAUUGGCUUUUCCAGAGUAUAAACUGCUGUUUUGUAUUGUAUUUAUAAGCUUUGUGUUUUGCAUUCCCUGCUGGUUGGGGCAUUUUGAAAUAGACCAAUGAUGGCUUUGUUUGUGCUCAUGUAUAGAAUAAAAAUAUGAAAAAAA
Molecule: messenger RNA, 1962 nt
Organism: Xenopus laevis (African clawed frog)
Lineage: Eukaryota; Metazoa; Chordata; Amphibia; Anura; Pipidae
Gene: rxylt1.S
Product: ribitol xylosyltransferase 1 S homeolog
Biological process (GO): protein O-linked glycosylation via mannose
Cellular component (GO): Golgi apparatus
Molecular function (GO): ribitol beta-1,4-xylosyltransferase activity
Source: RefSeq, marked provisional